This is a messenger RNA of Chelmon rostratus (copperband butterflyfish), 3487 nucleotides long. RefSeq names its product tumor necrosis factor receptor superfamily, member 11a, NFKB activator (gene tnfrsf11a). Gene Ontology annotation, molecular function: tumor necrosis factor receptor activity; cytokine binding. Gene Ontology annotation, cellular component: external side of plasma membrane. The coding region runs from base 240 to 2237 and encodes 665 amino acids. Gene Ontology annotation, biological process: ossification; positive regulation of bone resorption; multinuclear osteoclast differentiation. NCBI's taxonomy places the organism in Eukaryota, Metazoa, Chordata, Actinopteri, Chaetodontiformes, Chaetodontidae. The transcript has 10 exons. The record is from RefSeq and is a predicted model, not a curated record.
UCCUCCACAACGCGUGGGUGAAAGCAGAAGGCAGAUGAGAGGAGAAGAGAAGAGGGAACCGCAGCUGCCCUGCCGGGAAUGAAGGCGCAAGAAUGCCCUGUGAGACGGUGUGGAGGACCCGCCACACUUACGCACGCGAGAAGAAGUGAUUUCGGUUCGGAUCUCGGCGUGGAGAGUCAUCUUCUUGGCUGAGGGAGAGAAGAGUUUGCAUCAGAGCUAGUCUCCGUUAAGCCGCAGAGAUGAGACGGAACUUUUCUUCAAGUUGGAUAGCCCGAGGCUGGAUAACAUGCGUCCUCGUCACCUUUUACGCACAGCACGUGGUCUCCAAAUCUCUCCAGUGUGACGAAAAACAUUACUUAAGAAACUCCAGAUGCUGCAAGAAGUGUGGACCAGGCUUCCGUGUGUUCUCCGACUGCACCGAUUCAGACGAGACUAAGUGUUUAAAAUGUAACCGUGGUGAAUACCAGCCCGGCUGGACUGACAAGAUGCGCUGUCUUCAGCAGAAGUUCUGUGACCCAGUGAAGGGUUUCAUGGAGAGGCCUGAGAACCCUGUGGCGGAGGAGCCGUGUCGCUGCGUUCCCGGCCUCCAGUGCUACCCCAUCAACUGUGAGUACUGUGAGAGGAUUCCCGCCUGCAGUGCUGGAUAUGGGCUGGAGGUGGACCCUGAGUCGACUAACGGAAGGAAGAUCUGUGUUGCAUGCAAGAAAGGCUUCUUCUCUGCUGACAACAGCGCCGAACCAUGCAAACAAUGGACUAACUGUAAGGCUGAGGGCCGGAGUGAAACGAAGCCGGGCAGCGCUCGGGCUGACGCAGCGUGCGGACCGCCUGUCUCUGGUGCAGCACCCUCCUGGGUCGUCGUGUCAGUGCUGUCAGUCAUCACCGUUCUGUGUCUCCUCAUCCUGCUCCUCUUCUGCUACAAGGACAAGCUGAAAUUACUCUCUGUAAAUCUGCGAUCCUGUGUUCAGAAUCUGAAGAGGACCAGGAUACAACAGGAGACCUUGGCCCCUCUCUACCACAGUGGAGCAGGAGGAGGAAUAGGAGGAGGCCCUGGAGGCCCCAAAUGUACACCAUGUGAGACCACCAAACUCAUCUGCCAAGCGCCCCACAGCCCCGCUGAUGAGCCCCCAUGCACGUUCCCCACCUCUGUUCCCGGUGUCAAGGUCUCGCUGCCCCUAACAGGGGAGAUGACAGAGGAACAGGAGACCAAGGGGAAGACAGUGAUGGAGGAUCAGAGCGAGGGGUCUGGAGAACCUGAGGAGGUGUCGGAAGAAGAGGAGAUCGUGAGCGCGUCUCCUCUUUUGGCAGGUUCUUGUGUGUGUGUCAUCCCCGUCCGAGAGCCACUGGAAGUAGGGGAGAAUGAGGACUGCAGCCAGGCCGUCAGCCCUGGGACUCCAGGAACCUGCUCAUGUGGCGGGCUUGAUGGAGAUGAAAGCGGGAAGGUGGAGAAAAGUGAGAGCGUAAGGGCGGACAAUGGAGAAAAGGGGGACAGACAUCAAGAAAAAAUGGUUUUGGCCAAGAGUGAGACAGGCCUCGCGUCCCUUGUCUCUCUUUCACCGCCACUCCUCCACUCCUCCUCUGAUAUCCCCCCAUCCAGUCCACUUCCUGAACUCUGCCUGCCGUUGUCCCAGGCCCAGGUGAGACCAGAGUUCAAGCCUCACCUGGCUGACAGGUCAUUUGUAAAGCAGGAGGGAUUAUACAGACUGGCGAGCACAGACUCCACCUCAAAAGAGAACAGCACAACCUCUGCGAUGACCUCGGUCAGCCCCUUGAUGACUUCCUCCUCUGUUGGAGAUCUCUACCUGGACAAGGCCCCUGAGGCCUCGAGCCCGGAGCAAGGCCAGGCACUUUCCUGGGGGGAUAGCAGGGGAAACAAGCUCUCUUCUGUGGAGUCAGAACUGGAGUGCACGCCCGAGAGCCUCCAUAGUCAGCUGGCUGAACCAACUCUUACCUCAGGUCAGGUGUCUGGGAGCCACAACACCACCUUCAUCUCUAGCGGCCAGGUGAUGAACUUCAGCGGCGACGUCAUCGUCGUCUACGUCAGCCAGACGUCCGUGGGCAGCGACGGGGCGGGGCAGGACGACGCCUUCGGGAGCCCUGUCCAGGAAGAGGCCAACGAGACGGCCCCGUUCUUCCAGAGCUGCCUGAGGUCACGAGGGGACUCCAUUUCCCAGGACUACUUGCAGGACGAGACACUGCCGGUGCAGGAAGCGAUGGAGGAGCGGCCAGCGGGAAAAUGAGAUGUGACCAGCGGCUGCUUCGUCGUCAGUGCAGAGAUCAUCUCUGUAACCACCCGUGAUCAUUCCUGGUGGUUACUUCAUCUUCAAUUAAAUUACAAAUAACAGGAAAAAAAACACAAUCUGAUAACCACAUCAGCUUUCUGUACAAGAACAAGGAAGGCUUUUAAUUUAAUGAUGGACUGCAAUCUUUCCAUUUUACACAUUAGUGACUGAAUCUUGUCUCCUGCAUCUCCAAAGUGCCUUUUUUCAUUUUCCGGUGGAAAGCUGCAGGCCUUUUCAAAUGGAAACUCCCUCCAUUCCAGACACUGAUGGGGAAUUUUGUUGGGAAUUGGAUGUGGAACUAGAGUUCAGACUGGAAGAACGUCAUGUUUUUAUUCCUGUAUGGAAAUUGCAGCUGGGUCUUGAUACAAAGGAGUUACUAUCUUUUUUAUUUCCCACCGUUCAUCAUUGAAUGGCGCAGGUUAAAGUCUGCCGAAUCCGAGCUUUUAACUGUUCUAAAUUUGACAUUUGGAGGGCUUCCUUACACAACGAAAUGUGCCCCAUGUGGAAAUAAUUGUGUUUGCCCGAAAAAUCAAGCCGUGAAAGUAAAUAUUUUUAUGGUAGAAAAUUCAAUCGAUUUGCUGCAUUAAAAUCUGGCAGGGUAGAAUCAGAGUUUGUAGAAAAAGAUAUAUAUAUAGUCAUGAAUUGAAGGCAUUUCACUGAGUGAAUUUUCCUUUUUUUCUGGUUUGCAGGGUUUAACAAAAGCUAUUUUAGAGACGCACUCAGUUUUGGUACAAUGCUUGUUUAUCCUGUAUGUAGACUUUUUUUAUUCUCUUCUUAUUGCACCACAAGUGCAGUUUGUGUCUAUAAGAAAAAAAAUGCUAUGCAUUUGAUAAGCUAUUUUAUUACUGGUUUGUUUUGUUUCAUUAUGUAUUAAUGUGCAAGCCUUAAUGAAGAAAAGUAAAAUGUCAACCUGUUUAUAUUUAGUUUUAAUUAAUUUUACAAAGUAGAUGUCUAUGUGUCCUCUCAGAGGACGCACAUGUGAUCAACGCUUGUAUAUAUUUCAAACGAAGCUUGAUGUAUUGGCGACGACCAGAAUGAAUAUUCUCUUUUUGCUUUCUCUCAUUUGAUUUGAGGUGUGGAAGUGUUAAGUGGAGCCGUCGACAGCAGGCAAAACACAGACUAUAGCUGGAGUUAAAAGGGACUGUUCAAUAUAUUAUGUAUGCACCCUUUCAAUAAUUUUUGUACAUAUCAAUCAAACAAUUGCAAUG